Daphnia pulicaria is the source of this 2546-nucleotide messenger RNA. Its product is annotated as T-box transcription factor TBX1-like. The transcript is spliced from 7 exons. The coding region runs from base 333 to 1739 and encodes 468 amino acids. Gene Ontology annotation, biological process: cell fate specification; regulation of transcription by RNA polymerase II; positive regulation of DNA-templated transcription. Gene Ontology annotation, cellular component: nucleus. The record is from RefSeq and is a predicted model, not a curated record. Lineage: Eukaryota; Metazoa; Arthropoda; Branchiopoda; Diplostraca; Daphniidae. Gene Ontology annotation, molecular function: RNA polymerase II cis-regulatory region sequence-specific DNA binding; DNA-binding transcription factor activity, RNA polymerase II-specific.
GGAUAUCCACUUUUCAGUUCAGUAGACAACACACUGAUGAGCUCUCUCUCACUUCUUCUUCUUCAUCGUCGACGAUAUUACAGUUUAGCUCAGUGAGCGGCCAGACACCCAUCUCUCGUUCGAUCCUUGACCACGUCUAUCGCCACAUUUCGUGACAGUUUACACAAAAGGGACAUUUAUACGCGCUGUGCCAUUGAAUAUCAGCUGACGGGGGGAUCAUUUACGGCCAUCCCGCAAUAUAGUCAACCAUUUGUUCGCCGUGCGGCCCGUGUCGCCCGUGACGUGAGGUGCGCAAAUUUUUUUCGAAAUUCACAAAGUGUUGUACGCACGCCAUGACUUCGACGACGAGUUCACGCACCCACGAGCAAGUCCAGCAACCAGCCGAUUGCUGGAAUGACUGGAACAGUCCGACAUUGAUCCAUCAUCACAGCGCUAGUUUCAACACGCCCAUGCGAGCCAUGGAAGCUUGCCUACUCACGGCCGGCGGACAAGAACAGCAUCAAUUUUACCGAUCGGAACCGCAUCAACAGGGAGCCGGCCCGCCGGUCAUGAUGCAACAGGAGACGUGUGACAAAUCUUCCGUCUCACCUACACCUACGACGACAGCCUCACACAACAACAACAACAACAGCCUUUCGUCUGGAAUGUCGCCUUUGGGCGGCGGGAAUCACAGCGGCGAUCAGUCCAGCGUGACCAAGGAAGAACGAACGAGCCGGCAAAGGGGUCAAUCUAGUCCUAGUCCAAACCUAGAACAAGAAAUAAAGAAACCGCUUCACGCUAAAUUAACUGGAGUCAACGCUAGUCUCGAGAUGAAAGCUCUGUGGGAUGAAUUCAACGAAUUGGGUACCGAAAUGAUUGUCACCAAAGCGGGAAGGCGGAUGUUCCCGACGCUUCAGGUGCGCCUAUUCGGACUCGACGCCAAUUCGGAUUACAUGCUCAUGAUGGACUUUGUGCCAGUGGAUGACAAGCGAUAUCGUUACGCCUUUCACAGUUCAAGUUGGGUAGUGGCGGGGAAAUCGGAUCCCAACUCUCCGCCUAGGAUUCACGUUCAUCCGGACUCGCCGGCCAAAGGUUCGCAAUGGACGAAACAAGUCGUCUCGUUCGACAAGUUGAAGCUAACCAACAACCAGCUGGAUGACAACGGACACAUCAUAUUGAAUUCCAUGCACCGCUACCAGCCCCGUUUCCACGUUGUCUACAUCAACCAGAGGACCGAAGACGCAUCGCAGACCGAGAACUUUCGCACGUUCAUCUUCCCAGAGACCAAGUUCACGGCCGUCACGGCCUAUCAGAAUCACCGGAUUACUCAAUUGAAGAUUGCCAGCAACCCGUUCGCCAAAGGAUUUCGGGAUUGCGAUCCCGACGAUUGUGUCGUCGACGUGCUGAAUCACAUGCAACCCAAUGUGUCUAGUGCCAGCAAUAGUAGCCGUCCGUCGGGUGGUGGUGGCAAUAGCAGCCGGAACUCCACCUCGGCUACAACAUCAACAACAACCUCGUCCUCUUUGGUCGCAUCUUCUUCAUCGACAUCAUCAUCCCGUUUCCCGGGAUCUUCACCAUCGGGAGCUUAUUCAUCGCCAACUUUCCACCACUCCAAGGAAUCCAAAGGUAAGGUCCCACACACCCGUGUUGUUGUUGUUGUUCUAUUUUGUCUCUUGCAGUUCAGCCGGAAAGAUUUUUGUUUUGUUUUUUUCCAGCCGCCGUGGUUCGGACGGUUUGCUGGAGCAUUUCUUUUACAAUAGAUGAAUUAGUCUGACGAUGAUGGAUGGUUUUGACGAAAUAAACGAGCGGUAGCGAAGGAGGCGGGAUAAGGUAGGCUGGCCAUGUGGGAGGGAAGAAGAGGAAUGAACAGUGACGUAGAAAUGUAACGUGACGCCCGGCUCCCAUAGGCAGCAGCCAGCACCCCCCAUCUUCCAUUCAUAGAGUUUUGGCACCCAGUACGCAAACGCGCAGUACAGUUCCAAAGUAACUAUUUGAAUCCAGCGCGAUGGAAUUCAUAAGAAAGAAGAAGACAGACAAAGACGAUCAGGAGAUUUCGACUUCUAGGAACCAUUAGGCUAAAUGACGGGCGGAAAACAAUUUGGUGAUGAACUGACUACAACGUGUUCCCCUCCCCCCCUUUUUUUCUUUUAAUGAAUGGUCAUCAUUUUCCUUUGUAAGAAAAUCUUCUUCUACCGAGUUUGGGUCAGCUUCUUCCUGGAACUCUGUAAUUUUCGCUAUGUGGAAAUGAGACGAAAAAAGGGAGCCCAGCCAUUACGUAAAUACGCCGGAUCUUUUUCCGAGAGGUGUGAAAAGAGACGGCCCCGUCACACUCGGCUCAUUACCCCAUGUCGUACGCUCCGUUUCGUUCCAGUAGCCGAGUUGUUUUUAGGAUGAAAAGCGGAGAAAAUGCACUUCCACAACCGAAAAAGGGGAAACCCAAAUUUGUUGUUGUUUCAACGGCAACGGCCGGUUCUCGUCUCGUUCGCGCCAUGUUGAUUUUACCAAUCCAUCAAUCUGGAUUUUUCAAAUUUGAUUCCAUUAAUGUACAUGUUACACACUAGUCUUGA